Molecule: messenger RNA, 792 nt
Organism: Sipha flava (yellow sugarcane aphid)
Lineage: Eukaryota; Metazoa; Arthropoda; Insecta; Hemiptera; Aphididae
Exons: 3
Coding region: 1-792 (263 amino acids)
Cellular component (GO): nucleus
Molecular function (GO): DNA binding
Source: RefSeq, a predicted model, not a curated record
AUGAAUACUUUUAAAUGCGGGAAAACGCAAAUUUAUAACAUAAUUAAAAACAAAAUUAAAAUUAGAGAAGAAUGGUUAAAAGUAAAUGGGAAAAGCAAACGAAGUUUAAAGAAGACUGUUAAUGAUGAAAUUAACAAAGCAGUUUGGAAUUGGUUUGUUAAAGCUAGAUCUAAGAACAUUCCAAUUAGUGGUCCAAUGCUUCAGGAAAAAUCCAAGGACAUCGCGAUUAAAUUGGGGAACACCGAUUUUAAAGGUUCCAACGGUUGGUUGGAAUGUUUUAGUAAAAGACAUAAUAUUUCAUGGAAUCAAGUAUGUGGAGAAUCUAAUGAUGCCAAUGUUGACGAAGUAAAUGAAUGGAAAUCAAAAUUAGUACUACAAGCUAUUCAAUGGUUAAAUGUAGCUGUCAAUAAAUUAAAACCACAAACAAUUAAAUCAUGUUUUGCAAAGGCUGGGUUUUAUGAAAAUGAAAUAGACGAUAAUGAAGAAUAUGAAGACGUACAGCGGUUAUGUACUUCUAUGGGUAAUUCACAUAGCAUUAAUGAAUUUAUAAAUUUAGACAAUAAUGUAUACACGGAUAAUGACGACAUAAAUGUUUUAAUUGACGAUCAAUCAACAAAUCAAUCGGAUUCUGAAAAUGAAGAUAAUGAAGGAAACAAUGAAAGAAAUGAUGAAGAAAACCAAUUGAAAACAUACAAGGAAACACUUAUUUACAUCAAGAGUUUAGAACAAUUUUCAAUGAAUAAAUGUUAUAGUGAGUUAUUGGAAACGAUAUCGUGGGCAAAAAUAAGUUGA